UUUUACUGAUGCACUCCAGUGACGACCUCAUACAGGAAACACAAGCAAGAGCAAACGCAAUGGCUGUAUAUGCUAAGACAAAAAUAUUCUACAUUUCAAUCUGGUUUUGGCUCAUUUUAGGUGUUGAAUGCUUCAUUGGUGGGUCAAAUCAUGUUUUACCUAUUAAGACUGGAGGAUCUGUCACCAUCCCAUGUCAUUAUGAUGAGGAAAACCCACUGCAGAAGAAAUACUGGCACUCAGACAUCACUCCAUCUAAUAUAUACACAAACACAACAGAGGAGAAUCUGUCAGUAAUUGAUCAUCCUGAUCAGAGUCUCUUUACUGUGACUAUGAGAAACCUGCAGUAUAAAGACACUGGAGGUUAUUCUUGUGCUGUGGAGACUGAAGGACUGUCGACUUUUAACUACGAUCUUCAUCUCAAGGUUCAGCCUGCUCCUGAUGUGUCUGUGGAGAGCAGCAGUGUAUCUGGACAUGAAGGUGGUGAUGUCAGUGUCCGGUGUUUCUACACUUCUGGAUAUCAGAAUCAGCCCAAACAGUGGUGCAGAUAUAAAGAUCAGAGCUGUUACACAGUGGGGAGGACUGACACAUCCCAGAAUCCAUCAGUCCAGAUCAGUGAUGAUGGGAGAAGAUCCUUCACUGUGCUGAUGACUGGACUGAGACUCAGUGAUUCUGGAUGGUACUUCUGCUCUGCUGGAGAGGCAAUGAACCCUGUUCAUCUCACUGUAAGUGAGGCAAAACAAGUAAACGAGGCCACAGACAAUCAGAGAGACUCAAGUAAAGAGCUUCUGACUGUGUGGCUUCCAGUUUCAGCUGCACUUCUGCAGCUGUUGAUUCUGGUCGGUGUUAUUUUCACCUGGAGAUGGAAACAGAGAACUAAGCAAGAUAAACACCAAAACAUAGAGAAAAAUGACAGCAGGACCAUUGACCCAAUCUACUGUGAACCUGAAGAUCCUGUGAAAUGCAACAUAUAUAUAAAUGAUGAAUGCUCAAAUGAUCCCGUCAAAGACAAAACCUACAGUACUAUUGGUGAUGCUCCUGUGAGUGCAGCAAAGCCUCCAGCAGGGGCACUAAUAUACAGCUUGGUGGCUCCACACUAACAGCAGUGAGAAGAACACAGGAACAUGAUGCUUCUGACUGAGAUUGAGAGUUUCUGGAUGGUUCUGCUGGAGAGACACUGAACCCUGUUCAACUCACGGGUGAGAUGUCCACCAGGCAGUCCAAGAUCCGUGCAGCUACCGUCAGAUCAUCUGUGUGUCAUCAGCAUAGCAAUGGUGAAAGGUGAUCCCAUGGGCUCUCGUUUUGAGACUACGGCGAUUGGAGCAUCAGUAGGCUGCACAAAAGUCGGGCAUCUUCUCCUAUAAAGCCAGCAAUUUCCUGUAUCAUAAUAUGUGUCCAUGGAGAGAAGGAGACUAUAAGAACACCUCAGUGAUUUUCCUGAACACUCCAGCUCAGCAGCUCCAAAUGCUCUAACAGAGGAGCCUCGUGAUGGGAAACACCAAACUCAUGGACAUUCUGAUGGAGAAUUUAAAGUCAACUGAUGGACACUAUGACUCUUUAAGUCUUUUUAACAAGUCAAUAAAAGGCCUGCAGAAUGGAGAAACUGCAGACUGGGGUAAUAUGACAUUUGUUGCACAUUUAACAGUUAAAUGGAAUAUAAUCUUUCAUUUCAAAGCAUUUUUCAUGUUAUGCAUUUCACGUUUAUCUGUCUGUAAGUAAAGGUGGAUUCACGUCAUGUCGGAAUUAUGGAAAUUACGAGAUUCCGACUUGUAAUAAGCAUAGAAUUCAUAAUUACAACUUGUAAACUCAAAACUCGCUGUACCACCAGACUGCUGCAGAUUCAUUUAGUGUUGAUAGUGUUGCCAUGGAAAAGCAUAAUUCUGAGUCCGAGAACAGCUUUGAGUAGAACGUCACGGAUUGUUAUCUAGUAAUUAUAAUUACGACAUGGCGUGGACGCAGCAUUUGUACAAGCCUUGUUAUGAGUGAGUCGUGUAGUGUGGAUGUGUUCUUACCAAUAAACAGCAUUUAUUAAACACAGUGAAGAAAAUGGUUGGAACACUUGUGAAUGUUUUUAGAAGAACGGAAGUACUGAUUCUUACUCUUGUUAUUUUUGUCUCGUCAUGUUCUUUAUCAGCAUAUAAAUGAUGAAAAGCUUUUGUCCAUUGUUAACUUCUGUACAGAAAAAGUGCUGCAUUCACAUUUUGUUUCAAGGUGUAUUAAAAUCUUUAUUUGAG
Ctenopharyngodon idella (grass carp) is the source of this 2231-nucleotide messenger RNA. Its product is annotated as polymeric immunoglobulin receptor-like. The transcript has 12 exons. NCBI's taxonomy places the organism in Eukaryota, Metazoa, Chordata, Actinopteri, Cypriniformes, Xenocyprididae. Bases 9 to 1097 code for a protein of 362 amino acids. The record is from RefSeq and is a predicted model, not a curated record.